Parathielavia appendiculata is the source of this 2279-nucleotide messenger RNA. RefSeq names its product cleft lip and palate transmembrane 1. Gene Ontology annotation, cellular component: membrane; endomembrane system. The transcript is spliced from 2 exons. The record is from RefSeq and is a predicted model, not a curated record. NCBI's taxonomy places the organism in Eukaryota, Fungi, Ascomycota, Sordariomycetes, Sordariales, Chaetomiaceae. Bases 88 to 2046 code for a protein of 652 amino acids.
UCAGCGGAAAGCUGAUGCAGAAGAACUAGGCCACCUAGAAUUGCUUCAUUUUGCCUGCAGUUUCUUGGGCCACUAGCACUUGCCAAAAUGCCUGAGCGAAACCAGCAGUCGGGCGGGCAGCCUGCGCGGCAGGAGGGCCAAGGGCAAUCCAUCUUCAGAACCAUCAUCCAAGGCGUCGCCAUGUAUAUGGCCAUGCAGUUUGUGCUGAAGCAGUUCAUGGGCGGGUCCAAGACCACGCCCGCCCGUGACGCCAACGGCAACGCCGUCCAGGUUGCCGUACCACCCUACAGCGAACGGCCGACACACUUGAACGAAGGCGCCACCUACAACCAUGUACCACAGCUCGUUGCCCCGAUCUGGCCUGACAACAGCGCAGUCGACAUCGUCGUGACCGUCUCGCCGUCCUUCGGGCUCACCCCGCUCAAGGAAUACUCCAAAGACGCCGUCGUGCUGGAAGAGAAGCAGUUCCGGAUAAGCAAUUGGACAGACAAGCGCACUGCUGAAGGUACCAUUUCCAUCCCGACACCGGUUCAGCAAAACGGCACGUUGUGGGGACAUUUUUACGUCGGAUUGUCUGGCGCUGUCUUGGAUCCGACGCAGCAGGGCUACGACCCAGCCUCGGCUUACCACUUUGUCUAUCCCCUCACCCAGUACAUCCCGAAGAAGAAGGCAGCCAAAACGAGGAACCUGCUGGGAGACUCGCAGGAGGCUUCUGAAGAGUCUCCCGAGGACGAGCCGGAGCCGUAUGGGCCCAUCAUUGCGAACUACUACCACCCGAACGUCUCGCUGUCAUUUAUCCCGAACACGGGUGUCAUAUCGUUGCCGCAGGCGCCUCCCGCGGUUCGCCAAUUCCUGCGCCUCGAGGCAACUGGUGCGCGGGACGGCACCGGCCAGAACUCGUGGUACUACCCGAUCCUUUUCGUCAACACAUUCUGGCAGCUCAAAUCGCACAUGACCCUCCUGAACGACACGGUCAAGAGUAUGCCCAUCCGUAUCGACCUAAACAACCUCGCCGACUGGAAGUUCAAGACCAUGGCGUCGAUCGAUUUGAGCAGCAAGGAAUCUGCUCGCCAGGCCGCCUAUGGAAACUCGCUGCCGGGUGGCGGCGACGGAACUGAGAUUGAAAUGAUCAAGGAGAUAUUCAUUGACACGAACCCCAUCCUUCUUGGCAUCACCGUCGUCGUCAGCAUCGCCCAUAUGAUUCUCGAGACGCUGGCGUUUGGCUCUGACAUUGCGCACUACCGCAAAAAGAAGGACAACGUGGGCAUCUCGGUGCGCUCAAUCCUUGCCAACGUCUUCAUGCAGACAGUCAUCUUCCUCUACCUGAUUGACCAGUCCCAAAACACGAGCUGGAUGAUUCUGGGUGGGCAGGCCGUCGGUAUCGUCAUUGAGCUGUGGAAGAUCACGACGGUGGUCAACGUCCGGGUGCGCCCCGCUCCAGGAUCUCUGAUCCCGUAUCGCAUAUCCUUCGAGGACAAGCACAAGCUCAGCGAGACAGAGGAGAAGACCAAGGAAUACGACGAGAUCGCCUUCAAGUACAUGUACAUGGCCGGCGUCCCGCUGCUCAUUGCGUAUGCCACUUACUCGCUAGUGUACGAGACACACAAGUCGUGGUAUUCGUAUAUCAUCGCGACGUUGGUCGGGUCGGUGUAUGCGUACGGCUUCCUCAUGAUGGUGCCGUCGCUCUACAUCAACUACCGGCUCAAGAGCGUGGCGCACAUGCCGGCCAAAGCGAUGAUGUACAAGUUCCUCAAUACCUUCAUCGACGACCUUUUCGCCUUCACCAUCAAGAUGCCCUUCCUGCACCGCCUGGCGACGUUCCGCGAUGACAUCAUCUUCUUCAUCUAUCUAUACCAGCGCUGGGCGUACAAGGUGGAUUACACUCGCGUCAAUGAAUUUGGACAAGGAGGCGAGGAUGAGGAGGAGUCGGACAAGAAGGAGGCGGAGAAGACGGAGACUAAGAGUUUGCCCACUGGGACUGCGGAGAGCAAGACCGCUGUCAAGGCCACGGGCGCGGAUGCCGCCAGGGCGACCAAGAGGAAAUAGGGAUAGAUGGACGGUUAUUCACAGGAUAUAGAUUUGGGUAUGUAACUUGGAGAAUAGGGAACAAGGUACGAUACAGAUGGCAGAGCACGACAGAUUUCCUUUGAUGUUGGCCCGACACCAACUCCUGCUUCAAUCAGUGGUUACAGACAAGUUGUCUCGGGAUAAAGGUUUGAGCUUCUCUUAUGGUUAUCGGUGGCCAUCUCCUGACCGAAGCGUGAUGCAGCAGUCUGUCC